CCUUACGCAUGCGCAGCGAUGAAAUUAAAACUCGGCAAAGAAACAAUUUUCUCAUAAAAUAGAGUUUUAUCUUCUCAUUCAAUCACUCUAUAUCAUACAAAUUAGACAGAUGACACCUCAGGACAAAACGUUUCAAAGAUGAACUGUUUUUCGAAAAGUUGGAGUCACAAGUUUUAGGAGCAUGCGCGUUCGGUCAUCUUCAGAUGCCAUCUUGGAAUCGGAGAACCCACAAAUGUGAAUGCUCACAGUUUCUGCUCUGAAAUGGAUGAAAACACCGUUCAGGGCAAAAGCCUGAAGUGAAUACAUCUGAAGGAGAGCAACAAUCCUUACCAAACAAUCACCAACCUUUGCCAAGCAACUCACAAUCUUUACCAAGCAACAACUCACAAUCUUUACCAAGCAACCAGCAAUCUUUAUCGAAAACAACUUCCCAGAAUGAACAAGGCCUGAAUGACCAAACCCAGACUCAACAAGGCCCUUCCCAAGUAAGAUUGGUUCAACAUGGCCUGAAUCAACAAAGACUGAAUCAGCAAGGUCUUAAUCAACAGAGACUGAAUCAGCAGUACUUUACUCAACAAAGAAUAAAUCAAGUUAAUCAACAGAAUCUUACUCAACAAGCCAUUAUUCAGCAAGGUCUUACUCAACAAGGACAAACUCAACACAGACUUACUCAAGCUCAGCAGAUUACUCCAUGUAAUCUAACAGCUGGCAAUCUCACGUUUCCAACAUCCUGGCAGCUGAGCCCACAACUACAGAACAUCCAGCAAUUAUCAAAACCAUCUUGUGUGGUCCAGCCUAGCAUAUUCAACCAGCCUAGCACGCUACUGCCAAGCACACUACCGUCUGCCACAAUAAAACCUAGCACACUACAGCCUAGUCCAUUGCAGCCUAACACUCUGCAGCCUGUCACACUACAGCCUAACACAAUACGGCCUGGCACACUACAGCCUAGCACACUACAAGCUAGCACAAUACAGCCCAACGCACUAAGGAACCUUCAACAGGUGGUCCUCACCCAACAACAGGCUAUUAAAGCACAACAAUAUAACAUCUCGCAGUCUCAGCAGUAUGCAGCUAAUCUUGCACAACUGAAUCUUUUCCAACAUCAUGCAAAUAGUCAACAACAAGUAAAUAAUCAGACACAACAAGUGAAUGAUCAGGUACAACUAGUAAAUAAUCAAACAGAACAAGUGAAUAACCAGAUACAACAAGCGAAUAAUCAGACCCAACAAGCGAAUAAUCAGAUACAAAAAGUACAAAAUCAGAUACAACAAGGGAAUAAUGAUCAAGCACAACAAGUAAAUGAACAGAUACAACCAGCGAAUUAUCAGACAUCAGCAAAUGAUCAAUUACAGCAAAUGAAAAAUCAAAUGAGCCAGCUGAGUAAUCACAUGCAACAAGGAAAUAAACAAAAUCAACAAUUAAGUAAUCAGACCCAUCAAGUUCGCAGUCACACAGUUAUAGAUCAAGUCCAGAAAGAGGCUAGUAGUGAACCACAAUCCCCGAGUCCAUUCAAUCCUGCUUUCAUUGAGACUGAUCUCACUACACCGCUUUUUCCUCCUAAGAAAACAACCACUUCUGAACAUGCUAAACCAACAGAUCCACUAGAUAAAAUGAAUCUUAGUACUACUCCAGGGAAAGGGUCAGUUACAGCGACCACUGCCACACAACAAAGUAAUGUUACUAUGGCAACAGGUUCAGCUGCUCCAGGUGGAUUGAACCAACCUCAAAUCCAACCUGCACCUGCAGUGCAAAUUGCCAUGAGCCAAGCUCAAAACACAGUCCAGAUUGGGGCUGGUCAGCAACAAGGUCAACUUCAAGGGGCAAACACAGUCCAAAUUGGAGACCAACAAUUCCAGAUUAUAAACUUUCCGUUGUUGAGUCCCGGGGCAAAUGUGACACAGGCACCAAACUUUCAGACACAGGUCAGAAACAUUGUCCCUGUCACCCAGGCCCAACAGAUGAGGCUAAGUGGAAGUAAUAUUCAGCUCCCUAUCAGAUUCAUCAACCCCCAGGGGGUGGCCCCACGGGCAGCUUCUGGGGCCCAACAGACAGUCAUGACCAUGGGAAACUCAUUGAAUGUUGGUAACAUUGGGAAUAACCAGCGGUUCAUUCUCGCUAGUCCCUUACAACCCGGAGCUAUACAACAAGGAGUAAGAAUGUUGAACCCUACCCAGGUAUCAAAUGUCCAGACAAUACAGCAGCCUAAUGUUCAUACCAUACAACAAUCUAAUGCUAUCAUGUCAGGAGGCAAAAUGAGUGUCAUGACACCAGCACAGACUAGGCCAAUGGUUGGUCAAGCUCAGCAGAGACCAAUCCUCCCAGCACACCAGAAUACUAGUAAUCGCUACACUCAACCCCAGAAUAUACCAACUCCAAGGCAGAUCUCUCCUUCCCCACAAUUUCAAAACCAGAUUGUGAAUAACAUGCAGAACAUGGUGACGAAUCUGCAAAGUUUUGUCAGUCAGGAUUCUCCACGAGUAAAUGUACUUCCAGUUCAUAGCCAAUCAUCCCAGAGGUUACUCUCUGCCCCCAGUCUUAGUCAACAGUCCCACCAACCUCCAGUUAGUCUCACCCCUCAGCCAGCCCAUCAGCCAAAACCUGCCCACUCAGGCUCUGUAGGAGGUCUCAAGUACUCCCCACCUAUACAGCCACCUCCUGCCCACACAGGAGCAGUGCAACCAAGAUCAGCUAUAUCACCGAAUCCCCAAAUAAGGAGUAUGCAGCAGACACCACGUGCGGCACAUAAGAUGCCUGUUAUGACUUCUAAGCCUCCAUCCCCAUUUGUUCAUAGGAUACUUUCUCAUGUACCUAAUGUGCAGGCAUUACGGCCCCGUCUAGGCCAGCAACAAAAUGGCAGCCAACAACAUAGUGGUGCUCAAUCUGGUCACCAGAGGGUGCUCAUAAGUGGUGGGCAACAACACAUUAUGAGAGAUAACUCAGAUCUAAGCUCAUCUUAUCCUGUUCAACCAGGAGGGAUAAAUCCAGGGGGUCAGCCUAGGAGUAUGAUGCCCCUCUCAGUGAGCACGGGUCAGAACACCCCACCUGCUAGGUCCCAGGCUAUGCCUCCCAGUGCCCCAGCAGCUCACUCAAACAGGUCCCCAUCCCUAUCUCCUGCCAUAAUUGGCCCUAACCAGGUACCCCCUUAUGCCCACACACCCUCUUCACCACAUAUGCGUUCUACCCCCUCUCCCCAUGUUCAUCCUUCUAUAUCCCCCCACAUUCACUCCUCAAUAUCCCCUCAUAUCCAUCCUGCUGUCUCCCCACAACGACACCCUUCUAUAUCCCCCCAGUCUCAACUUCCAGCACAUACUCCCAUCCUUCCCAUGCCUUCAAACCCAAUAUUCCCAACUUCAUCUCCUCUUGCAAUAGCAUCCUCAAUAAACACUGCGACACCCACAAUGUCUCAACCAGUAAAUCUACAUAAGCCAGCCUUUCAAAGCCCACAAAUUGCCCCAAGAGGCAAAUCACCAAUAUCUCCAAGGCAACGACCCCCAAAAUCUCCUGGAUCCCCCCGUAGAUCAAGAUCUCCUGGACGGGCAUUGCCUAGUCCGUUGAGAGUGCCACAAAUCAAAUUCAGCUCAACUUCUACUAACAACGUGCAAAACAAGAAUGUAGUUCUGUCAUCAGACCAAGACACAAAGCCUCUAGAUGGUCCUAUUGAAAAGAUGGAUGUUGAUGAAGAUGGACAUAAACAAGCAAAUGGAGUACCUGUAGAAUAUAACAAUGAUGAAGAGUUUGUUUGGGAUGAGUACCUGGAGGAUACUGGAGCUAUUGCAGCGCCACCUACUUCCUUUAAACAUGUCGAAGACAGUUUACAAAGUGGAUUCACAAAGGGAAUGAAACUUGAAGUUGCAAAUAAGACAAGUAACUCCACCUAUUGGGUGACAUCUGUUGUCAUGACGUGUAAUCAGUUGCUAAGGUUACGCUAUGAUGGUUAUGGCGAGGACAGUUCUGCAGACUUCUGGUGUGAUAUUCAAACUUCUGAUAUCCAUCCCAUUGGGUGGUGUGCACAGAAUGGCAAGUCACUUCAACCCCCAGAAGCUAUAAAGAACAAAUACACCAAUUGGAGUGAAUUCCUAGUGAACACACUAACUGGGGCUAGAACUGCCCCUGCAUACUUACUGGACAAGACUACUGGGACGACACCUAUUGAUCAGAUUAAGCAGGGGAUGAAGCUAGAGGCUCAACAUGUUCUUUCACCUACUACAGUGUGGAUCGUUGAGGUGCUAGAGAAUGUUGGUGGACGUUUGCUACUUCGCUAUGAGUGUGCACAGACAGCAUCACAUGACUUCUGGCUGUUCUACCUGGACCUGAGGUUGCACCCCCUUGGAUGGGGUCAGGAACAGCGCUUUCAGUACUUCCCUCCAGCAGAGUUACAAGUUGAUGCUGCUACUUGGAGUGAGAGAUUGAAUGCGAUAUUUGAUGAUACAGAACAACCAAUCUUGCCACCAGAUAUAUUCAAGGACCAAGAAAAACUAGAAGAGCACAAGUUCCAAUUUGGUUGGAAGUUGGAAGUUCUCGACACCAAUAACCACACAGAUGUAUGUCCAGGACACGUCAUAGAGGUCGUCAACUCAAACUAUUUCAUUGCAGAGAUUGACGAUCUUUCAGACAAUCCCGAAAAGUUACGAGUGUGUUGCCAUAAGAACACUCCUGGUAUAUUUCCAGUUGAUUGGUGUAAAUGGAAUGGGGUUCGCCUUGCUAUCCCAAGAGGCUGGCCAAAAGAUAAAGAAUUCAACUGGCAAGAAUACAUGGAAGAAACCAAAACCACCCCUGCCCCUGAAAAUGCCUUCAACUUGAAACAUGCCCCAGAACAUGACUUCGAAAGAGGAAUGAAAAUGGAAGCUGUUAAUCCAAGGGCUCCUCACCAGAUUUGUGCAGCCACGAUAACAAAGAUUAUUCACCAUUUGAUCUUCGUGCACUUGGACAGUUCUGCUACAGUGAUCGGCAGUCAUAUCCUAGGGGUGAAUUCACACCAUAUUUUUCCUGUGGGGUGGUGUGAGAGUAACGGGUACCCCAUCAAACCACCGAGGAAUCUAGCCAAGUUGAAAAGGUCCCGAGAUGCCAUAGUAGCUCCAACCAAGAACAAUUUGACACCAGAUGAGUUCCGCUCUCACACAUACUCUGAAAUAAGAAAUGGAGAGGCAGGAGGUAAACCAGGAUGGUGCCCUAAGAUCUACUUCAACCACAGGUGUUUCUCUGGUCCCUUUCUUAGCAAGGGACGAAUUGCAGAUCUGCCUAAGUGUGUGGGGCCUGGGCCUAUUGUCCUUGUGUUGAAGGAGGUGCUUUCCUUACUCAUCAAUUCUGCCUAUAAAUCUAGUCGGGUGCUAAGAGAAGUGCAAUUAGAUGGGGCCCAUAACCCCAAGAUGUAUCAACAACAGCUCAAAGCUAAGUACAAGGGUAAGAGCUACAGGGCUACAGUUGAGAUAUGUCAGAACAACGCUCAAAUCGAGGAGUACUGCAGAAUGCAAUGUAUCAAGCUGCAGUGUUGCCCGUACCUCUUCAGUCCACACUAUGUCAAUGACAAUUGCCCAGAGAACUGCAACAACCUUACAAAGACUAAAUACAAUAUGGUUUAUGGCACAAAGAAGAAGAAGCGUAAGAUUGGACGUCCACCUGGAGGUCACACUAAUCUUGAGGAAGGUGACAAGAAAAAGCCGGGUAAACGUGGUCGCAAGCGUAAAAAGUUCUUAUUCAGUCCAAGAAAACAGCUGCAGGCAAAUGCUACAAAAUUGCCUAAUGGGGAUAUGAUUACCCAUAAUGCAUCAAAUCUAGCAGACGGUGCAAUGAAGAUUGAUGAUGAUGCUCAAAGUGUACAUAGUCGGAUUAGCACAGAUAGUCAAAUGACAGAAAAGACUUCCGAUUCAAGGGAUUUUGAUCCUGAAUUCAGACCACCAAAGAAGAAGUACAUAAAGCAUAAUGUUGUAGUGAAGUCAGAUAUCAGGACUCGAGGAAAGAAGUUACCGAGUUUCGGACUGGCUAAGAAAACCAGGAAAAAGAAGCUGAUUCUGACAAAUGGUGACUUGAAUGGUUUAGAAGAACCUCCGAAAUCCGCAUUCCAGCCCGUGGAACCAACUAAUGUGGAACCUCCAUUAAAACUGGAGAGCAACCCCCUCUAUUGGAGCGUUGAUGAAGUGGCUGAAUUUAUUACAACUACUGACUGUGCCAACCUCUCCAGGAUUCUGGCUGAACAGGAGAUAGAUGGCCAAGCCUUACUUCUGCUCAGUCUGCCUUCUCUACAAGAACACUUAGAAUUAAAACUGGGCCCUGCAAUUAAACUUUGUCAUCAUAUUGAACGAGUGAAGUUAUCAUUUUUCGACCAAUGGGCCGAUCUCAGUAAUAUCCAGCGUUCAUGACUAGACGAGGAGGUGCUACACUCCCAGGUUAUUGUACGAAAAAGUGAUGAGAUUCUUCCUGAUUUGUCAAUUUGUGUCAUGUGAUCUCUGUAUAUUGAACUGUAAUAUAUUUUGUACACAACUGCUUCUAAAAGGAUAUAGUAUUGUAUAUUUAUAAUGAGAUUUUUUGUAUGAUCAUAGAUGAUAUAUUGUAUAGAGAUGGUAUAUUAGAAGUGAAUUUAAAUGAACAUUUAGACAUGAAAAAAAUUAAGUCAGCGUUGCUUAAAAACUAAACAGUAAAAAGUUGUAGCUUUCUAUUGGUAUAUGAUUUUGUAUGCUGCUGGAGUUGAUUGUGAUGAAUAGCUAUCUGUAGAAGAUGGCUAACAAAGAAAUGAUGGCUUAUAAAUUGAGUUAGAAUAGUAAAGCAUGCAAACCAAGCUCAAUUGACGUAAAUGUGAUGUAGAAUAGUACGUUAUUGUAGUUAAAGUCAUCCUUCGAAUGCAGGGCUCCAAGACCCAGAAUAGGGGGGUUCUGUAGCCCUCUGUGCUUGUUGGAUGAGUUCAAGUGCAUCCUCCAAACGCAGAGCUCCAGACUUCAUCCACUUAGUUCCUUCCUCCUCGUACAAGGUACGAGUUCUGUUGGCCUGUGUUUGGUGGAUGAGUUAGAGUGCAUCCUCCAAACGCUGUGCUGCAGACAUCAUCCACCCAGUUCCUUCCUUCCUCCACGUACGAGAUACGAGUUCUGGAGGCAUGUGUUUGUAGGAUGAGUUCAAGUGUAGAGAUUACUUUAAGCACUGUAUUGUAUAGCUAAUUCAAGGUAGGUCAAAUAAUCUGACCAGAUAUCUUGGACUGUGACAUCAGUAUGUCUAGUCAGGUUUUAAUUUUUUUUACUUGCCCUGUCUUAAGUUUUGUAAAAAGGUUGAAGUAUCUCAGUCUUCCCCAAAGCAUAACUGAGGAAAGUAUGAAAACCAGACUUGAUGAAAAACUGCAUUUUAAUCAAAUUCCAUUAUGGACAUGAUAAAAGGCAAUUAAGGUGGGUAAUUCUGUCUAACUAACGUACAGUAAUACAGUAAUACCAUGCAUGAACAUAUCCAAAAAUCAACCAAGUAGGUCCACCUUAAAUGUGUUUGGAUAUAAUAUAUAUAUAGGGUGGGGCAAAAAAUGUUACCAUUCUAAUUGUUUACUCCUACGAUAACUAAUUUUUUGGCUCACCCUGUAAUUUUCUUUUUGAGUUAUUGAAUUAGUGAUGAAUUGAGGAUGGGUGUAUGGCAUACAGUGUAAUUGUACCUGACUAGGAGUCAGUGUGAACAUGGAUAUAUUACCAUGUGUAGCCUCCAUAUCAUUUAAGAAAAUUCUAAUUUGUUGUUUAUUACAUGUAUAACCAUAUUAUGUUAUUUUUGCCCAGCAAGAAUUGCUCAGAUUCAUUUUGUUUUUUUGUCCUGUGAAGUCACAGAUGCAAGGAUCAUUGUCAAGAUGAAAUGUUGACAAUUAAAUUUGAAUUUUUUUUAACCAAACAUUUGAAUAUACUGUGGUUGUUAAUCAAUGUAACUAUGUUUCUCAGUUGGACCAUUGAUGUUUAGAAUACUGUAAAUUGCUUUGGUUUGACAGCAGAUUUAAUUUGGCUGAUUUGGGGAUUGAUAAAAAUUGCCAGAUUAGUCCCAAACCAAUUUUUGGAAAAUGAAAUGACCAGGGAUUUUCGUUCAAUCUUGAUUGAAACAUUGAUAAAAUGUCAAUUUGA
Messenger RNA from Owenia fusiformis, 8075 nucleotides. NCBI's taxonomy places the organism in Eukaryota, Metazoa, Annelida, Polychaeta, Sabellida, Oweniidae. The record is from the annotation of a GenBank genome assembly.